Messenger RNA from Caenorhabditis sp. 36 PRJEB53466, 2155 nucleotides. NCBI's taxonomy places the organism in Eukaryota, Metazoa, Nematoda, Chromadorea, Rhabditida, Rhabditidae. The record is from the annotation of a GenBank genome assembly.
AUGGGUUGUACCAUGUCACAGGAAGAGCGUGCCGCUCUGGAAAGAUCGAGGUGAGUUCGAAGGAUGUCCGCGGAUGAAAACGGAAAGAAGAUAUUGCAGAAUGAUUGAAAAGAAUCUGAAAGAAGACGGCAUGCAGGCGGCCAAGGACAUCAAGCUGUUGCUACUCGGAGCAGGAGAAUCUGGUAAAUCGACAAUUGUGAAACAGAUGAAGUGAGUUUUCCCCCGAUGAUAAAAUAAAACUAACUGUUUCUUGCAGAAUUAUCCACGAAUCCGGAUUCACGGCAGAAGACUACAAACAGUACAAGCCAGUUGUGUACAGUAACACAGUACAGUCAUUGGUCGCCAUUCUGCGAGCCAUGAGCAACUUAGGCGUCUCUUUUGGAUCGCCUGAGCGAGAGGUGCGUAAGUUAAAGAGAAGCAGCCGGGUUUUGGGAGGCGUGGGCACAAAAUAAAUGACAUAAUCUGUUGUAUUCAUUGCGUCUUGCUGCCGCUAUUCCCCAGAGAGCCGCCGCCCAAAUCGGCCGGACCCCUCGUCCCUUUUCCUUGUUCGGGGGGAGUUUCCCACUCGGUUUCGACGUCUGAAGAACUUUUUCGAGAAGCGGGGCUAAAAAUGACUAAGAGUAGUGGUGGUAACUUGAGAUAAUUGACCAAAAUGACCAUUGCGGGAAAGGGCGUGGGAUCCGAUUUCAACUGUUUCGGCGGCGAGAAACGCCUUGAAUCUCGCUUGUUCCGAGUGUAAAACCGUAGUGGCCGAGCACAGAAAGCAAAACAAACGAAGGAGCCGUCUGAAAAACGCGGGGCGCGUCUUUCGGAAUUCCAUAAACAUUGCGGAAGGAACGGAGCGGACAAUUGUUGCUCUUGUCGCUUUCGGACCGCCCGUUCGUGUAAGCACACUAAUUAUUCAGUAGUGGCCAAGAAGGAACGAGACUUUUGAAAAUAAAUGGAGCACACCCACAAUUUGGAGCGCAGAAGCGAAAUGCAUGUGAUUUUGUUUUGCAGGUAGACGCAAAAUUAGUGAUGGAUGUGGUGGCACGGAUGGAGGAUACAGAACCGUUCUCAGAAGAACUGCUUAGCUCGAUGAAACGAUUGUGGUCGGAUGCAGGUGUACAGGAUUGUUUCUCCAGGAGCAACGAGUACCAACUGAAUGAUUCCGCAAAAUAGUGAGUGGAUUUUGGAAUAGUGAACUAAUCUGUAUCACGCCGAGAGAUUUAAAUGAAAUGAUGAUACGUGCAGGUUGAAACGUGAAUGUUUUCAGUUUCCUUGACGAUUUGGAACGGUUAGGAGAAGCCUCUUAUCAGCCAACCGAACAGGAUAUCCUUCGAACUCGAGUCAAAACAACUGGUAUUGUUGAAGUUCACUUCACGUUCAAGAAUCUCAACUUCAAGUACGUUUCUUCCGUUUGUGCUUUUUUCACCUCUCGUCUUUCCAGAUUGUUCGAUGUGGGAGGCCAACGCUCUGAAAGGAAGAAGUGGAUUCAUUGCUUUGAGGACGUCACUGCCAUCAUUUUCUGCGUUGCCAUGUCGGAGUAUGAUCAAGUGUUGCACGAGGAUGAGACAACGGUACGAACUGCCUUCUGGAGGUCUCAUUGUUGAUCUCUUCUGAUUUCAGAAUCGAAUGCACGAGUCACUGAAGUUGUUCGACUCGAUCUGCAACAACAAGUGGUUCACUGACACAUCGAUCAUUCUUUUCUUGAACAAGAAGGAUCUGUUCGAGGAGAAGAUCAAGAAGAGCCCGCUGACGAUCUGCUUCCCAGAAUACUCCGGUUAGCUUUUUCUCUCCAUCAUUAAUGUGCUCACUCUUGAUCGUUUCAGGAAGACAAGACUACCACGAGGCGUCCGCUUACAUCCAGGCACAGUUCGAGGCCAAGAACAAGUCGGCCAACAAGGUACGAAAGCACAAACCAAGCGAUAUGAUGAAUUGUUGCGAGAGAGAGAAAGAGAGAGAGCGCGCGAGUAUUCCCAACGGAACAUGCUAAUUGUGCUCUGCUCGGAGCACACAAGAAACCUAUUUUCUAAGCCAUCAAAAACCGCCCUCUUUCCAGGAGAUCUAUUGUCACAUGACGUGUGCCACAGACACCACCAACAUCCAAUUCGUGUUCGACGCUGUCACCGACGUCAUUAUCGCCAACAACCUGCGUGGCUGCGGACUCUACUAA